This is a messenger RNA of Anopheles arabiensis, 5230 nucleotides long. RefSeq lists its product as uncharacterized. The record is from RefSeq and is a predicted model, not a curated record. Gene Ontology annotation, cellular component: extracellular region. The transcript is spliced from 6 exons. The coding region runs from base 770 to 4684 and encodes 1304 amino acids. Gene Ontology annotation, molecular function: chitin binding. NCBI's taxonomy places the organism in Eukaryota, Metazoa, Arthropoda, Insecta, Diptera, Culicidae.
CACCUUGGUCAGGAAAGGGAAAAAUAUCGUAAGCUCAGAGCUCGAAUAGAUAUUGAAUACAGUUUUUCAUGAUUCUCUAACAUUCUUCUGUCAAUUGUUGCAGUGUAAAGACGUUAGUUCAACUAGCUUAUUAAACAAUGUAGAUUGUGGUACCUGGUGAAUAAAGUAAAUUUCCAUGACUGCUUAUUUAAGUUGUGAAUUGAGUGCUCGGAUAAAUUCUGAUUCAAAUUUCUUUUCAAAUCUCAGUUUAGUUUAAAAACGCUGUGUGGUGGUCAUACCUUGAAUUACAUGGUUUAUAUUUUUAAAAGUGUCUAGUGUUUUGUGGUAUGAUUUACGAUACAUUACAAAGAUUCGCCGCUGUGUGUGUUAAUUAAUUAAUGUACGUUUAGUACUAUUGGAACGGACUUGUAGUAAUACAAUAGUUAAUAGCAUUCAGGACAUAUUCAUUCCAUAUACAGUCUAUUGAGACAGAAUUCAUUACCACGCAGCCGGAAAGUCAAUCCUGGGAUGGUCGAUUCUAGGCUUGAACCCAUGAUGGGCAUACUUUUGAGUCGUUCGAUUUGACGACUGUACCACGGGACCACCCGACGAAGUAUUUGAACAGCGUAAUGUAAUUGUGUCAAAACAGGUUUUUGCAUGAAAUGCUAUAAACAUCAUCUUCACGUUACGUUCAUCGUUACGGACUACUAAAUUAAACCAUUUCACAGCAUUCACUGCAGUGUUUGCCCAAUACUGAAAAUUGUUACUUUGCAGAAUCUUACAAGUUGAAAUGCGCAAAAUAAUGUUUUUCUAUACGAGGAUGAUACAGUUAGCGUGGUCGAUUUUUGUGAUGGAACUAACGACCAUAGAGGGCCAUACUGAAAGUAUUCAACGAAAGUUGUAUGAACCACCAUUGCGACGAGGUCUACGAAGUGUAUUAAUACAUGCACAUGUGGGUGAUACAGCAACUAAUUCAUUCCCUAGUGCCGAAAUGGACAGUUAUCAAGGAUUGGUCGGCAGACCAGGUAUUGAUUUUCCGGUUCUUACUCAUAUUCCCAAUACCGUUUUUGACUGCAAAAACCAUGGCAAUGGUUAUUUUGCCGAUUUGGAAACACGUUGUCAGGUGUUCCAUAUCUGUGAUGACGGAAAGAAGAUCUCGUUUCUUUGUCCAAACGGCACGAUCUUUCGACAGCUUGAUCUUAUUUGUGAUUGGUGGUUUAAAGUAGACUGUGCUUCUACACCAAAUCAUUUUGCUGAAAGCACCGAAAUGCUGACCCAAGCAAAGAGAGCUCGUUUACAAAGCAAACAUCCUGUACCCCAACCAAUCAAUCACAGUGACGAAAGCCUUACGGUCAGCAUUCAAAAUAAACGAUUGCUGCUUGGAAAUACUGCGAAUUUGGGGCAACAAUCUUUUUUAUCUAAAAAUAAUGUCCCUAAAGUGCUCGAAUUUAACAGACGCAACAAUAGAAGCAAUUCUGCAGAUACUGCCGUGAGCGAUGGACUUAAAAAUCAAAGAAAUGUUAACACUAAUGAUAAUAUUGAUAGGUUAUCUAAUUCUGCAGACGAAAUACAAGAUACGGCACAAAGCGCGUCGUUUGCAUCUAUAACUAAGAAAAUGUUUAACACGUAUUACGCACAAGACCAGCUAUUCAAAGAUCAAACCACCUCAAAUAAAACAAAACGAGAUGAGACCAUCGAUGAAGGUUCUCAUCGUGAUUACCUUUCAACAUUGCAACCGUUUAAAGAUUCUCGUGUAGCAAACAACAACAAUAGUAACAGAAAUGCAAUGCACUACAUGGCUUACACAACUGCACGAAAACUGAAUUUGAACAGCAAAGUUACGCAAUUCUAUACGCCAACAGUACCCACAUUCACCACCAGCACGAAAACGGUAAUGGUGGGGACAGUUACAGAGGAUCCCAUGGUCACGACAAAGGCCACAACUAUCCAUCGUUUCAACAACGGUGGUGUUAGUGGAUCCGAAGAAUCGCAAAGCUUUGAUACCCAAUUCGCCCAUUCGCUUCGGAGAGAGGGGAUAGCUGACGAAGAGUCCAUUAUGGAUCAUGCAAUCGAGAUUAUGCAAACUAUUAAAAAUCUUAACAUCGAUGAAUCUGAAAAUCAUAGAAGUAUAAUGAAAAAAACGAUAGAUGAUGUGAAGGCUCAUACGUCCACCGUAGCUGAUGGUACAUUCGCUCGAAUUGAUCCGCGUGUAAAGAAUUCAUUGGGGUUUUUACUGCAUCCACCAGGAAUUCAUCAAAAUGUGAAUGGUUUCAAAAGAAUGCGGAUUGUCUCUGAGCGUAACUCUAAUGUCGAUGUUGGACAUCGUUCGCUCCUAACACAGACCACGUUAAAUGAAUACGAUCGUCUCUUCCAAUCAAACCAAAACGAAAAUAAUGGAAACCAUAUAGAUGAUGUUCAUGAUCACGAUGUCUCAGAAGCAGAGUUUUAUAUGGAUUCUCAAAUGGAACACGACCUCGAAGGUCAAUCUUCAAGGUAUCCCAUUUUUGGAAUGUCAAAUUCAACGCAAAUUCGAGAACUUGCGCAAAUAUUUACCCAUGCUCUUUCGGCCUAUUUACAAGAUCCCGUCACAUUUAGACGCAUACUUACUGAAAUUCGACCCAAAGCUCCAAUAAUGCAGCCAACCAAUCCAAAAUCGAUUGUGAUGAACAAAUCAGAAAUUGGUGGAAUGGGAAGAAAUUUUCCCAUUUCCAUUGAAACUACAACCCCUUCGAUUACAAAUCCCAUUGAGUACGAACGUUUAAAGGGUCCUGAAAAUUAUGAAGUUUUGGAUUUCUCUGACGUGACUACAACUACGUCCAAUUCAAAUUCAGCCACGGAUUUCGAAACAACACUUAUAGAUACAUCAACGAUGCCAACAACAACUAUAGACAGUAACGCCGAUUCAAAAAAAAAAAAAGCUAAAUCAGACGAAAUGUUAAGAAAGCAGGGUAAAAGUUUAUCAAUCAAGUUUAUAACCAAUAGUCGCAAUGAACUUGCUGAUGAAGUUAAUAAUGAACUAAGAGCACCGGCUUCAACUAGUUAUAUUGCUUCGACAAAUCUAGCAAGUUUAAAUGAUAAAAAAAAUAACACCUUAGUCAUGGAUUCAUACAUCACGAGUCAAAUGAACACAAGUGUACCGCCAAAUUAUAGGGCACUUCCAACAGCCCCAAUCAACAUUGUAACAGAGACAAUUUCAGUUCCGCAGACUGUUCUAAAGCCUCCAGUUAUAUCAAAUAUCCGAUAUCCCAUGGAACAGAGAUCUAAAACAAAAGAGCUACUAGAAGAUGAUGAGCAGCUGCAACGCGCUCAAAGUGAAUUUAUUCUGGCUAACCAAAACAAUGGCCCAAUAUACGAACGGAACAAGUACAGCGUGAUAAGCUUACACAAUUUGAAGGAAAACUCUGUAUCUGUUGAAACUUUUAACGUAUCUAACAAAACAUCGAACAAAACAAACAUUACUGUUCAACAUAAUGUCUCACAACAACAGACUCAAGGAGGUAUCCCAUCCUCACGCACUACAAUGUCCUACACAGUAUUUUUUGACCCUUUAACAAUUAACGAUGAGCUUAUGGAACUCGAAAAACCAACACCAACGGUAGCACAUGUUCCAGGAAUUUAUAACAACAGACAGUAUGAGAGUAACAAAAUUCACCUUAAUACAGAUACAGCCAUAUCUGAUGCACCAAAGAAAAAUAUAUCAGACCAAUUUAUGAGUGAAAAUCAGCGCGAUGAUCCUAUAAUGCAAAAAAAGGCUAUAGAAAUGUUUGGCGACCUGAACGAUGUGCAAGCGGAAAAAAUUAUGUCCGCAAUUAAAAUGGCCGAUAAAGAUAAAUCGAUGCGAAGAUUGAUUUUGCUUUUGAUACGUACCUGCGAUGACGAUCCAACAAGUACGGGUGAAGAAUCACGAAAAGCUCUUUUAGAAGCUUUAAUAAAACUCGGUGGUGUCGUGGGUCCACAACAUACUGAUGAAUUACAAAUUUUAUCUGCCAAACAAAAACACGAUACCACCAAUCGCCGUGCUAAAGAAAUUGGAUAUGGUCAAACUACUAACUUUUUGUACGAUGAAUUAACUGAUCUGACAGAAUCUCAAAAUAUUACAGCAACCACGGAAAACUAUGCAAAUAUUUCUUCAAACUAUGAGAAUAAUGGUGGAGAUUCCGGAAGUCAAGACGAAGGUAGUGAGGAAUGGUCUAAAGGGAGCGGAACUACGGAUGCAACAACAAAAAUCUAUAACUCACCAGGCGAAAGCAACCUACCAAAAAUUGCCACUAGCAAAUGGGUAUAUGGCUAUGACGAAACGAAUCCUCCCCAGUAUACAACAACACCACUACCGUCAACAGUGUUCCAAACUACAGUCGAUAGUACUUCAACCGUUUUUACAAUGAUUACGGAGCCUACAGUUAUAACAACUAUGGCGGGAAGUGCAACAUCAGAAACAUCUGAUUAUGGCAGCUCUUCAACCAUCCAGACUACACCAGUCGACUUCUUUGAUACUGAAUAUAGAUCACGAGAAUCUUUAGAAUCUGAUUCAUCUUCAGAAAUGAAACCAACAUUCACCGUAUCCAAGCGUUUACCAAAGGAUCUAUCGAACUCAUUGGCUAAUCCACUGUCUGAUAACCAUAAACAAUUAUCUCCUCAUAACUCCGACACACGUGCACUUGAACUAUUGAAAUCGCUUUACUCUUUGGCGGCACGAUGGGGAUAAUUUGAGGACCUAUUUUGCGCAUAUGUAUUGUAUUUCUUUAUGUUUAGUAUGGGUCGAUAUACGGCUCAAGUAUUUAUUUUAACAUGAGUUAAUCGUAAAUGACACAGUAGUAACAGAUAAUCUUUGAUAUCAUUCAUACAUAAAUACAAAUAGUCAAUCUAUGGAAUAUGUUAAAAUUAGCCAUGGAAAAAUCGUAUUUACAUGAAUUGUAAUAGGCCGUACUAGGGUUUACGAUCAAUGUUCGUUUAUGAAUAAUGAAUAAUAAAUAAUCGAGCCAUAUUUAUCAUAUAUCUGAAGAAAGGAAUUGUUAUACUAUUAUAAAAGCUAUAGCUUGCAAAGCACUGCUUAAACUAGUAGAAUGAGGAAUAUUUUAUCCUUACAGCCAAGCAGUAGAUCAUGUGGAGAUGCACUUAUGGGUGAAGAUAGCUUAUGUCAUAAAUUAUUUAAACCACGUAAAUAUACAUUUUAUAAUGCCCAUUUUAACGAAACAUAAUUGUAAAAAUUGUAUUAAUAUGUGCUUCAAUUAAAAAUUUGUUGUUCGUACAA